Messenger RNA from Brassica napus (rape), 738 nucleotides. Its product is annotated as secreted RxLR effector protein 161-like. NCBI's taxonomy places the organism in Eukaryota, Viridiplantae, Streptophyta, Magnoliopsida, Brassicales, Brassicaceae. The record is from RefSeq and is a predicted model, not a curated record. Bases 1 to 738 code for a protein of 245 amino acids. The transcript has a single exon.
AUGGUAUUAUCUCAGUUCAAAUUGAAGAGCUUAGACGAGAAAGAAAGGGAGAUUGAAGCAGUUCACAUGAACGGCAUCCCUUAUGCAAGUGCAGUUGGGAGUCUAAUGUACGCCAUGGUAGGAUCAAGGCCAGACAUAGCUCAUGCUGUAGGUUUGGUGAGUUGUUUUAUGAGAAAUCCAGGACGGAUCCAUUGGGAAGCGGUGAAGUGGAUUCUACGGUAUAUCAAGGGAACCUAUAACUACAGUUUGACUUUCGCUAAGGGUUCAAGUUUUAGAGUGGAAGGGUUCUGCGAUGCUGACUACGCAACUGAUCUGGACAGAAGCAGAUCAGUCACUGGAUAUAUCUAUCAAGUGGGAGGCAACAUUGUUAGUUGGAGAUCUGGGCUCCAACCAGUAGUGGCUCUAUCGACCACGGAGUCAGAGUAUAUGGCUCUAACAGAAUCAUCUAAAGAGGCUUUAUGGCUUAAGUGGUUUUGCGAAGAGUUAGGCUACGAACAACAAGCAGUCAAGAUAAAUUGCGAUUCACAGUCUGCAAUAUUCUUAGCUAAAAAUGGAGGCUAUCACGAGAGAACUAAACACAUCCGUACUAAGUUCAACUUUAUCAGAGAAGUGAUAGCAACAGGAGAGGUUACAGUUGUCAAGGUUCAUACUAACCUAAAUCUAGCCGAUAUCCUAAAGAAGUGCGUACCUGGAAAGACUCUGGAGAAGAGUCUUGUAAGCAUCAAUGUUCUGGAGUAG